This is a messenger RNA of Gekko japonicus, 375 nucleotides long. Its product is annotated as translational activator GCN1-like. The annotation marks the transcript as partial. Gene Ontology annotation, cellular component: cytosol. Gene Ontology annotation, molecular function: protein kinase regulator activity. The transcript is spliced from 2 exons. Gene Ontology annotation, biological process: regulation of translation; cellular response to amino acid starvation. Lineage: Eukaryota; Metazoa; Chordata; Lepidosauria; Squamata; Gekkonidae. The record is from RefSeq and is a predicted model, not a curated record.
AUUCAUGUGCUUGGCGUGGAGCGGAGGAACAGAGUCUUGGCAGGGCUGUACAUGGGCCGCUCAGAUACCCAGCUGGUUGUUCGCCAAGCAUCCUUGCACGUUUGGAAGAUUGUCGUCUCAAACACGCCCCGCACGCUCCGGGAGAUCCUGCCAACGCUCUUUGGCCUCCUUUUGGGAUUCUUGGCCAGUACUUGUGCGGACAAGAGAACAAUUGCAGCACGGACACUGGGAGACCUUGUCCGGAAGCUGGGCGAAAAGAUCCUCCCAGAAAUCAUCCCCAUUUUGGAAGAAGGCCUGAGGUCUGAGAAGAGUGACAAGAGGCAAGGGGUCUGCAUUGGGCUGAGUGAGAUCAUGAAGUCCACCAGCAGGGAUGCC